Molecule: messenger RNA, 1353 nt
Organism: Linum tenue
Lineage: Eukaryota; Viridiplantae; Streptophyta; Magnoliopsida; Malpighiales; Linaceae
Source: the annotation of a GenBank genome assembly
AUGGCCCGUCUCACAACAGUUUUCCUCUUCCUCUCCCUUCUCCUUUCCUCCGCCGCCGCCGCCGACGCCGCCGCCGACACAUGCUCUCCGCCGUCCGACGACCCCUCCCGCCUCUCCGUCAUACCCAUCUACAGCAAAUGCUCCCCAUUCCCUCCCCCACCCCCCGCCGUCGCCACCUCCUCCCUCCUUGACACCGUCAACCACCUCGCCGCCAAAGACCCCGCCCGCCUAACCUCCCUCAUCUCCGCCUCCGCCGCCGCCGUCGCCCCCAUCGCCCCCGGCCAACACCUCCUCAACACCGCCAACUACGUCGUCCGGGUCAAACUCGGCAGCCCGGCCCAAACCUUCGCCAUGGUCCUCGACACCAGCAGCGACGCCUCUUUCGUCCCUUGCUCUCCUUGCUCCGGCUGCUCCUCCUCCUCCUCCGCCGCCGCCGCCGCCUUCUCCCCCAACGCUUCCUCCACCUUCGGCUCCCUCGACUGCUCCGUCGCCCAGUGCUCCCAGGUCCGGGGCGGAUCCUCCUGCCCCGCAACCGGACCCGAACCCGCCACGUGUCUCUUCAACCAGUCCUACGGCGGGGACUCCUCUCUCUCCGCCGCUCUAGUCACCGACUCCCUGACACUCGGGAACGACGUCGUCCCGGGUUUCGCGUUUGGGUGCGUCCGCUCCGUUUCCGGAGGGUCCAUCCCGCCGCAGGGACUGUUGGGCCUGGGCCGGGGCCCUCUCUCGCUCCUCUCCCAGACUGGGCCGCUGUAUUCGGGGGUUUUCUCCUACUGCCUGCCCAGCUUCCGAUCCUACUACUUCUCCGGCUCGCUUAAACUCGGCCCAGUGGGCCAGCCCAAGUCCAUCCGCACCACCCCGCUGCUCAAGAACCCGCACCGCCCCUCGCUCUACUACGUCAACCUAACCGGAAUUAGCGUGGGUCGGGUCAGGGUGCCCGUCGACCCGAAGUCGCUGGCGUUCGACCCGAGUACCGGGGCGGGUACGGUCAUCGAUUCGGGCACGGUGAUAACCCGGUUCGUGGAGCCCGUGUACGCGGCGAUACGGGACGAGUUCAGGAAGCAGGUGAAGGGUCCCUUCUCCAGCCUGGGAGCGUUCGACACGUGUUUCGGGGAGGCGGCGGAGGCGCCGGCGAUCACGCUGCGGUUCGAGGGCCUGAACCUGACGCUGCCGAUGGAGAACAGCUUGAUUCACAGCAGCUCCGGGACGGUGGCGUGCCUGUCGAUGGCGGCGGCGCCUAAUAACGUGAACUCGGUGCUGAAUGUGAUAGCCAAUCUGCAGCAGCAGAACCUCAGGAUAUUGUUCGAUGUCAAGAACUCUGUGGUGGGGAUUGCCCGUGAGCUCUGUAACUAG